AUGCUUAACGAACUCAAAUCAGAGAUCUGCACUGUGCAUAAGAAAUUGUCGGAUAAUGGCAAUUUCUCUGCUGCCAACCCCACUCUCACUGCUGCAACUGCUGUUCUUACAAGUGACUCUACAAUCGCUGCUCCGUCUAAUACCGCUGUUCCCGCUGAUAACGUGUGUGAGAAUUAUCUCGCUCUCGCUACACUGAAGGCACUCUCUGCAGCUUCAACUACUGCUAACUCUAUCUCUACUUCUACGACUAUUGCGGGUACAAAUGCUCCGUCGCCGAAAGUUGUUGUUUCUGCUCCCACCGAUAGUGUGGGUAUGGAUCAUCUUGCUCCCGCUACUUCGAAAGCACUCUCGGCUGCUCCGUCUGCUGCUUGCUCCACUCGCUCUAUUGCUGCUGAUAAUAAUAAUGCCAAUACAUAUGCUGACGCUGUUGCUAGGAAUAUCAACGCUCACUCGAAAACCAAUAACAAUCCAACAGUUGCUGCUAAACCAGUUCGCCAACCUGUCGCUGUCAAUGCUGCUCACUCUGUCGCCGUUGAUGAUUCUGUUAACAACGCUUCUACUUCAAUCAGUGCUAACAGAAACUUGAAGUUAAAAGUGAGUACUAGGAACAAAAAAUCCCCAGCCUGCUUCAACUGUUGUUGGUGUUAA
This is a messenger RNA of Galleria mellonella (greater wax moth), 648 nucleotides long. RefSeq lists its product as uncharacterized. The coding region runs from base 1 to 648 and encodes 215 amino acids. Lineage: Eukaryota; Metazoa; Arthropoda; Insecta; Lepidoptera; Pyralidae. The transcript has a single exon. The record is from RefSeq and is a predicted model, not a curated record.